Molecule: messenger RNA, 1292 nt
Organism: Spodoptera littoralis (African cotton leafworm)
Lineage: Eukaryota; Metazoa; Arthropoda; Insecta; Lepidoptera; Noctuidae
Source: the annotation of a GenBank genome assembly
AUGCGUAAUGCGUAUACCCCACUGAAAUUCUUUGUGACCCUAUUGCUGAGCAAUUUUGAACCUUAUGCCAUUGUGAUUGGGGUUAGCAUUCUGCUAGCAGCCACCUUCGCAUCAUGUGCCCAAAUCGAGGACCCCUGCAAAACGAAAUCAAGAAUAGUGGCUGAUGACAAGUACUGUGAUAAAUACUGGGAGUGUGAGAAUGGACAGUCUGUCCAGUAUGACUGCCCUAACGGGCUGGUCUUCGCUGGCAAGCACCGAGGAGUGACGGAGGGAUGUGACUAUCCGUGGAGGUCCAACUACUGCGAGUAUCCUAAGGUUCAGAUCAAUCCUCCCAUCGGCUCGGAGCACUGCGACUGGCUGUACGGCAUCUUUGGACACGAGACCUCUUGCACCAGGUACUGGACCUGCUGGAACGGAACUGCGACGGAACAGCUCUGCAUUGGAGCUCUCUGCAAUGACGACCCCAACGGAAACGUGCCCCUAGGCAAGUCGUGCAACCGCUACUGGCAGUGCCAAGGAGGAUACCCUCGUCUGCAGAGGUGUCCCGCUAUGUUGGUCUUCGACAGACGGUCCCUGAGGGUCAACAGCACAAGAGACCAAACGGAGAGUACCAGGAGCAGAACCGCUCCAGACAACAACCUAGAAAUUAAGUCACCGCCCUCUAGAACCUUCUAGAUAACCUUUCUCAUUCCCAACUCUCCCUCUUUCACCUCGAAAGUCUUUCCCACCAUCUCCUUCUCCAUUAGAAGUAAUUUAUACUUCAUUGUUUUUGUAAUUAGUCAUGUAAUUAAUUUAGAAACUAGGUUUAAGAUUAAAAUACUGCCUUGAAACUAAUGUAAUACUCAGGAAGAAAUUCCAGUGACGUCUUCAAAUCGGAUUACAUUGUCGUGGCUUUCGAUCUAUUUUAAUAUAAUAGAUAUGACAAUGGAUAUCUUCCAGCAUUUUAUAAAUUUAAGCACUUAUUUCCUCAGCAACAAUUUAUUAUAUUAAUCGCAUAUUUGUCUAUUCUUUCUUUAGCACAGAUGAUUAUCUGUUUGAGGGACUGAAGAAGAAUGCACCAACACGUAUUCCGUUUUAUUUUCUGUGUAAUCAUAAUGUAUGUAUUUUAAAAAUGUAUCGAAUAAAUCGAUUACUAUCAUCGACAUCAUAACCAAACUAUUCUAUUUUUAUUGUUAAGUUUCGAGCCACGAUGGUCGAACCCGACUGUAUUAAAUUCUUAUUCUUAGUCAAUAUUUAUACUCGUAAGUUCAUAUUGUUCUUAAUAAUAGUCAAUAAAAAUAUUAUUUACUUAU